AUGUCCUCGGCCAAUUGUUCGGGUAAGAAUUGGCGGGCCUCUGAUUCGGUGGUGUCAGGUACUGGCCGGUUUAAUCCGCCACCCGUGGCUGCUGGAAUUGGAGCAGCUUGGCGUGGUGUUGGGUUUGCCCGACGUCUUCCUUCUCGUUCCUCCUCCACUAACCCCCCUGAUUCUUCCGUGGUGGACUCCUCUACCACUUCUGCUAUAAACCCGCUCCUCCUCUUCCGCCGCCUCGUCUGUCCGGCGAUGCCUGUGUCGAUCGGCGACGAGUAUUACUCGUACUCGCUGCAGCCAUUUGUCGUGGCGUCAACUGCAUUUGCCCCCCCUGCCGUGUCGUCUCCAGUGCUUGUUGCUGCGGGGAUGUCGCCACUUCCUGCACCUCGGUCUGCGCCAUCGUCUGUGACUCAGGCAGGCCUUGUCUCCGCGCCUGCUGCGCCGCCCGUUCCUGCCGCGGAGUCAGUGUCUGCGCCUGGCGUGGUGCCUGAUCCUGCGCACUCUCCUGCGCCUGUGCCGGUGGUUCCGCCUGUCCCCGUGGCAGAGUUGGUGCGUACGCCUGUGCUUGUGGCGGCGUCUGCUGUUGCUGGGGGCACCUCCUUGCCGCCACUAGACGCGCCUGCCGUGGCGCCUUCCGCUGCUGCUGGUGUGGACCCGGCGUGCCAGCCACCUCCUGCCACCAGCGCCAGCCUGAGCUCGGCCGAGGUUCAGUCGGCCCACGCGUCGCCUCCGGAUGCUCCUGCCCCUCCGACAGUGGCAGCAACAGUGCCGCCUUCUGCCGUCCUGGCGGGUCCUGCUCCCGCUCCUCUUGCUCCUGGUCCACCCGCCCAGCGUCCUGCGUAG
This is a messenger RNA of Closterium sp. NIES-65, 837 nucleotides long. NCBI's taxonomy places the organism in Eukaryota, Viridiplantae, Streptophyta, Zygnematophyceae, Desmidiales, Closteriaceae. The record is from the annotation of a GenBank genome assembly.